Fusarium pseudograminearum CS3096 is the source of this 825-nucleotide messenger RNA. RefSeq lists its product as uncharacterized. NCBI's taxonomy places the organism in Eukaryota, Fungi, Ascomycota, Sordariomycetes, Hypocreales, Nectriaceae. The record is from RefSeq and is a predicted model, not a curated record. Bases 1 to 825 code for a protein of 274 amino acids. Gene Ontology annotation, biological process: carbohydrate metabolic process. The transcript has 3 exons. Gene Ontology annotation, molecular function: hydrolase activity, acting on carbon-nitrogen (but not peptide) bonds.
AUGCAGUUCUCUCUUCUCAAGCUCGCCACCUAUGCUGGUCUCAUCCAGGCCGCCGCUGCCGCUGUCCCCGUCGGUACCCCGAUCACCAGCUGCACUGUCGACAAGAACAUCGCCCUCACCUUUGACGAUGGUCCUUUCGAAUACACCACCGAGCUCCUUGACCAGCUCAAGAAGUACGGCUACAAGGCCACUUUCUUCCUAAACGGCAACAACUGGGGCAACAUCAACAACUACAAGUCUGUUGUCCAGCGCAUGAUCAAAGAGGGUCACCAAGUUGGCUCCCACACUUACAGCCACCCUGAUCUCGCUACCAUCAGCAGCGCCGAGAUCCGCACUCAGAUGACCCGUCUUGAGGCUGACUUCCUCAACAUCAUCGGAAAGUACCCUACCUACAUGCGAGCUCCCUACUUCAGCUACGGCUCCAACGCUCUCCCCGUCAUGAAGACUCUCGGCUACCACGUCAUCGGUGCUGAUGUCGACACUCUUGACUGGGAGUACAACACCCCUGCCGAGACCGACAUUGCUCUCAAGCUCUUCAAGCAGGGUACCACUGCUCUCAAGACCAUUUCUCUCUUCCACGAUGUCCACGCCAACACUGUCCGCAACCUCAUCCCCAAGGUCCUCGACGCCGUCAAGCGCAGCACCCGUAUCCCCGUUACCGUCGGCCAGUGCCUCGGCGACCCUUCUGCUAACUGGUACAAGACCACCAAGCGCACCAAGCGUGACCUUGAGGAGGUUGACGCCAUUGUCGAGAAGGAGGUUACUGAGCGCGCUCUCUCCAACUACAUUGAGCACUCCCGCUUCCGCCGCACCACCAAGGCUUAA